Molecule: messenger RNA, 5317 nt
Organism: Leptopilina boulardi
Lineage: Eukaryota; Metazoa; Arthropoda; Insecta; Hymenoptera; Figitidae
Gene: Ncc69
Product: bumetanide-sensitive sodium-(potassium)-chloride cotransporter
Exons: 18
Coding region: 592-3738 (1048 amino acids)
Biological process (GO): sodium ion transmembrane transport; chloride ion homeostasis; potassium ion homeostasis
Cellular component (GO): membrane
Molecular function (GO): sodium:potassium:chloride symporter activity
Source: RefSeq, a predicted model, not a curated record
GAUUGUGCAAUCCUCGCCAGUGGAAAUCGGGCUUUCAUAAAGGUCACACGUGCCGGUUAAAUAAAAAAAAAAAAAAACAAUAAAUAAAUAAAUAAAAAACCAAAUUUUAAUACCAAAUUUUUUUUUUUUAAAUAAUUUUUUCAAAAAUUUUUUAUUAAUAUUAGAAAAGCACGUGCUCUUUCUCUCUCAUUCAUUCACAUAUGUAUAUACAGUACACGUAAUACACCGGCUUUAGUGAAAAAAAAAAAAAAAAAAAAAACCGCGUGUGAUGCUAUUCAACGUUUUCGUAACGAAAAUUUUCAAAAAAUACAAUUUUUUUUUUUUACAAAACAAAAGUGCAAAGUGCUUAUUAUAAAUAAUUUUUAAAACAUAAUUCUUGAACUAAAUUCCGGUAAUUAUUUUAUACAGGGUAACAGAUGCCUUUAAAACUUGUUUUAAUCAAGAACUAAUAUUGAUAUACUCUCUCACAAUGGAAUAUCAAAAAAGCUAAGGGAAAAUAAUUUUAUAGUUUUUGGAAGAAUUUUCUUUUUUAACCAAGAGAAAUAUUUCAAAAUUAAAAGUAAAUAAAUAAAAGAAAGAAAGAAAAAAAUCAUGGCAUUCGAAAACGGAAGAUCGAGAGAUCUGGACCUGGAGGAUGUGGAAUUAAAUCCAUUGAGAAGAACAAGGUUUCACGUUAAUCGAGUUGACAGUAUGGAAGGAAGAGCUAGUCUUUUAGCUGAACAGGAAACAAGAAAAUCCUUAAAAUAUAUGACAAGAGAAGCAUUACCAAGACUUGACAAUUAUAGAAAUAUUUUAAGUAUUCAAGUUGCACACAGGCCUUCUUUAGAUGAACUUCAUAAUCCCACUCUUUUGAAUAAGAGUUUAAGAAGUAAUACGUUGCCAAUAGCUGAUUUAAAAAAUGCCGAGACUGGAAUAAAAUUUGGUUGGAUUCAAGGGGUGCUUCUAAGAUGUUUACUCAACAUUUGGGGUGUUAUGCUUUUUUUGCGACUCUCUUGGGUCGUUGCAGAAGCAGGAAUAGGACAAUCAAUUUUGUUGAUAUUGACAACAACAAUGGUAACAGUAAUUACAUCACUGUCUAUGUCAGCAAUCAGCACGAAUGGACUCAUAAAAGGAGGUGGAACCUACUAUAUGAUUUCAAGAUCAUUAGGACCAGAAUUUGGUGGAUCAAUAGGAAUAAUUUUUUCAAUCGCAAAUGCUGUUGCAUGUGCAAUGUAUGUGGUUGGCUUUUGUGAAAGUUUAGUUGAUCUUCUCAAGCGUUAUAAUUCCUGCAUUAUCGACUGCAGUAAUACAGAUAUUAGAAUAAUAGGAGUCAUCACAAUAGCAGUUCUACUUGCAAUUGUUAUAAUUGGCAUGGAAUGGGAAGCAAAGGCACAAGUUGGCCUUUUGAUAAUCCUCCUCUUAGCAAUAGCAGAUUUUUUAAUUGGUACUUUCAUUGGACCAAAAAAUGACGAAGAAAGAGCAAAAGGAUUCAUUGGAUAUGACCUUAAUCUUUUCAAGGAGAAUUUUUUCUCAAAUUACAGGCCAAAGGAUGGCCAAAGUCAUGAUUUUUUUUCAGUUCUUGCCAUAUUCUUUCCUGCAGCGACAGGAAUUCUGGCAGGUGCGAAUAUAUCCGGGGACUUAAAGGAUCCUCAAUCUGCUAUACCAAAGGGAACAUUGUUGGCAAUUUUUUUAACAACCAUUUCUUAUCUUAUAAUAGCAAUAAUGGUAGGUGGUUCUGUAAUGAGAGAUGCUUCAGGAAAUAUUAUGGAUUUAUUUAAUAUUUAUAAUAGUUCCAUUUUGAGAGCAAUUGGAGGUUUAGAAAAUCAAACGAGCAUUGAAAAUGAAACAUACUUUGAAAGUAUUCCUGAGAAAAAUUGGAGUAUUUAUGGUACAUCUUUUAAUUGUACACAACCAUAUUGUCCAUUUGGUACCCAUAACAGUUUUCAGGUAAUUGAAUUAGUUUCGGCAUUUGGUCCAUUUAUUUAUGCAGGUUGCUUUGCAGCAACAAUAUCAAGUGCCCUUGCUUCCCUAGUCUCAGCGCCAAAAGUAUUUCAGGCAUUAUGUUUAGACAAUUUGUAUCCAGGAAUUGCUUGGUUCAGUGGAAAAAAAGGAAAGGAACCAGUUCGUGGAUAUUGUCUCACAUUUGUCAUCGCCGUUGCUUUUAUUCUAAUUGGUCAAUUGGACAUCAUUGCACCGUUAAUUUCAAAUUUUUUCCUAGCCGCAUACACACUCGUUAAUUUCAGUACUUUUCAUGCCAGUCUUGCUAAACCAAUUGGCUGGCGUCCUACCUUCAAGUAUUACAAUAUGUGGCUGAGUCUCGCUGGAGCGAUUCUUUGUGUGAUAGUGAUGUUUCUAAUUUCUUGGUGGACGGCAUUAAUUACUUUAUUUGUUGUCAUGACCCUGUAUUUAGUGGUGGCUUAUCGAAAACCAGAUGUAAAUUGGGGUUCAACAACACAGGCACAAACUUAUAACAAUGCACUAACGGCAAUUCAACAAUUAGACAGAGUUGAAGAACAUGUGAAAAAUUAUCGUCCACAAAUUUUACUCCUCAGUGGAUCACCAAGUUCAAGAUCAUCAUUUGUUGAUUUUGCCUAUCAUAUUACAAAAAAUCAAAGUCUACUUGUUUGUGGAGACAUAAUACAAAGUUCAUUGUCAUACAAAACUCGUGCAACAAUGUCAAUGAUGGCAACAUCUUGGUUCAGGACAAAUAAAAUAAAAGCAUUUUAUUCACUUGUCGAUGGGGCAAAUUUUCAGGACGGUGCUAUUUCAUUGUUACAAACAUCAGGUCUUGGUAAACUUCGACCAAAUAUUUUACUUAUGGGCUAUAAACAAGAUUGGUCCACGUGUCCUUUGGAAAAUUUAAACAUGUACUUCAAUGUGAUGCACAAAGCACUAGAUAUGCAUAUUGCAGUUGCACUUCUGAGAGUCACUGAAGGAUUAGAUUUUAGUGCUGUUAUGGAAGAUGUUGAGGAACACAGAAGAACAAUUCUUCCGACAAUAAGAGGAAAUCAAAGUUUCUCUCAAUUAAGUCAAGCGAGUAGCGUUUCGGAUAUAUCAGUCUCAGGUAGUCCAACACCAAAUCGAUCUAAUAAAAUAAACGAAGAUCCAAAUCCAAAAAUAGAAGUGCGUACAGAAAAUAGACAAAAUGCAACGAUAUCAAAGGAUAUUUUGGAUGCUGUGACGAGAUUUCAGAGGAAACAAAAAAAAGGAACCAUUGAUGUUUGGUGGUUAUAUGAUGACGGUGGUUUAACACUCUUACUACCAUAUAUCAUAAGUACCAGAAGAAAUUGGUCGAAUAGUAAAUUAAGAGUAUUUGCCCUAUCAAACAAACACUCCGAACUUGAAUACGAGCAAAGAAACAUGGCAAGUCUUCUUUCAAAGUUCAGGAUAGAUUACUCAGCUUUAAAAGUUAUUCCGGAUAUUUCAAAACCAGCUCAGCCUGGAACGAAAAACUUCUUCGACUCGCUAAUUGCAGAUUUCUGUAAUCCAGCUAAUCCACGAUUAACGGAAGCGGAUAUUAUUAAAGACUCCGAAUUGCUUGCUAUGAAAGACAAAACAAAUAGACAUUUACGUUUACGUGAAUUACUUCUUGAAAAUUCCAUGGAAGCUAAUUUAGUUGUUAUGACUCUACCGAUGCCAAGAAAGGGUGCAGUUUCAGCGGCACUUUAUAUGGCAUGGCUUGAAACUUUAACACGUGAUAUGCCACCAUUUUUAUUAGUUCGCGGUAAUCAUUCAUCAGUACUGACAUUUUAUUCAUAAAUUUGUCCCUUUUGAUAUAGAAAGAGAAUAUAAAAUCAUAAAAAUGAGGAUUAGAAUCUGACGAAUCGUUUUCGUCACGCGAGUAGAUAGAAAUUAACUUUCAAAAUAAAAAAAAACAUUAUUAAUAUUAUUAGAAGAGACAAUUUACAAUGUGAAAAAAUAGUUAUAUAUUUUAAAAACAAAAAAAAAUAACAUAUUUUUCUAUUAAAAUGUUUAAUAUCACAGAAACGAAUUUAUAAUAAAAUAAAAUAAUUCUAGUAUAUAAUAGAUUUAAUAAAUAUUAUAUACUUAAAUUAGCUAAUAAAAAUAAAAAAAAUAAUAAUUUUAGAAAUAUUACAAUAGAAAAUAACUAAUCACCAAGGUGCUUGAAAAUAUUUUAUUAAAAAUAUAAUUAAUAAAUCUCAAUGAAAACAUUUAAUUAUUGUAUUAUUAUUAAUUAAAACAAUUCAAAUUAAAUUUUUCUUUUUUAAUUUUGAAACAAUUAUCUUAUUUAGUUGAGAGAAAAAAUAAUUAUAUUUUUAAUAAAAGCAAUUGACAAUUUGUUACACAGCUUCCGCCUUAACGUAUUGUAUCAAUGCGUUAAAAAAAAAAAAGAAAUAAUUUUGUAAACCAACGUUGUGACUUAUUAGUAUUUUGCAUAGACUUUUUAAAAAAGCCAUUGUGCACUUGCAAAAGUUUUCAUUUAAAUUACUGAUUUACGACUAAUAUACGUCAAGAAUCUUUUAAUUUAUAAAAAUGUACAGCUAUAUGUAUAUUAGGAAUUCUAGCAAAUCGAUCAAUAGUUUAUAAUGUAAUUUAUAAAUAAUUAAGGAUUCUGUAGGUAGGUCUUCCGAUGUAAUUGAUUUUAUAAAAAAUUUAUAAUUGUAAAACCAAUUUAAAUUUCAAUUUCAGUUGAAAACUUUUAAUUUUUAUACAAUGUUCAUUAUAUUUUUUGAAAUAUUAUUAUUUUACUGAAUUUAAAUAACAACAAUUGAAUUACAAAAAAAAAAAAAAUUUAAGACAAAUUUUUUUAUAUAACACAAUAAAUUAAAGCACAAAUUUUAUAAGAAAAGAAUUUUUUGAAAAUAUUAUCUAAUGCAAAAAUUCAAUUUAUUGUCCAACAAGUUUAAAGUGGAAAAUUAUUAUGAACACGUGAAUUGAAUGCAAGUAAUAUUUGCAUUUUAAUAUGAAAUAUUGACAGGGUUUCUGUAUUGAUUUUCAAACUCCCUUUGUUACCAGUGUUACACAUUGUAUUAUGCAAAAACUGUUAAAUUUACAACAAAAAAAAAAUCGCGCACAAGGAUAUUAUAAGAAGAGCUAUUUUUAAAAUUCUAAUAAAAAAUUUAACAAAUUUAUUAUUUAAACUCGUACAUAGCGAUUCAGUAUAUAAAAUAAUUAGUACUUUUAAAGAUCUAAUUAAUGUACAUAUUUUCAAUGUAAAAUUUUAAUACAUUGAAUAUAUUUUAAUUCGACGGAAAAUCGCAUAAAAACUUCAAUUUUUUUUAUAAAAAUUAAAAAAAAAGUUUUAAAAAAACUAUUUUUUCAAAAUAAAAAGAAAAAUGUUAAUGAUAGUAAAAAUAAUAAAAAUUAUUCAAUGAUA